Capsaspora owczarzaki ATCC 30864 is the source of this 841-nucleotide messenger RNA. RefSeq lists its product as hypothetical. The transcript has 4 exons. NCBI's taxonomy places the organism in Eukaryota, Filasterea, Ministeriida, Capsasporidae. The record is from RefSeq and is a predicted model, not a curated record. The coding region runs from base 171 to 719 and encodes 182 amino acids.
ACGGAAACUUCACUAGUGGUUGUUAGAAUUUGGUAGUUCAGUACUCAAUCCAAAUCCAAUCAACGGAGCUCUAUCCACCGCGACUUGAUCUACGACGGAUAUCUCAGUUUAUCAUCAUUCACAUUACAUUUGGCUGGCCUUCAGUCUCUAUUCACACACACUUUGCAGUCAUGGGACGCUUGCAUUGGAGCUUGGCUAUGAUGGUUUUGCUGACGGUGGCUGGGCUGACCAUUGCCGCCGCCGCCGCCGAGACCCAGAACCAAGCAUUGGCUAAUAGCAACAACAAGCAGCAACAGCAGCAGAGCAGCGUGAAUGAGCGGAGAGGGACGCGCAACCUGCUGCUCGACACUGAACUGGCCGCGCAGGGCAACGUGUCGGACACGAACAACCCGUACCGCUGCAAGUGCACAUGCCCAAACAACACGACCAUUGCCGAAGUCGCAACCGAGGCAGACUGCGAUUGCGACCAAUUGCUGCACCGUGCGGAUUGCAUGGCCUGCUCGUGCGUUUACCAAGCCCGCAACGACGGCAUGAUUCAGGCCAUGGUUUACAUUUUCAUGACCAUUCUCUGCAUUUUGUGUUUGCUUGUCGCUCUCACUCCCGUCGCCAAGUGGUACAUGAUGGGUCGCAACUCGAGGUACUUUUCCUCCCGAGGAAUACCCCAAACACAUCACCUCGACACUUUCUGGGAAACCCUCCUAUCCAAGCCGAACAAGUGAUUUCAUUGUUGUUGGCAGUGUCGACUUUUUCGAUGUUGUCAUGCAUCUGCAGCUGCGACUUGUGUCCUUGUGUAAUUUUGUCAAAAUGUAAAUGUUGAUACAAAAAAAGCCAAUGAAGAUAG